Messenger RNA from Aspergillus uvarum CBS 121591, 732 nucleotides. RefSeq lists its product as uncharacterized. The record is from RefSeq and is a predicted model, not a curated record. NCBI's taxonomy places the organism in Eukaryota, Fungi, Ascomycota, Eurotiomycetes, Eurotiales, Aspergillaceae. The transcript has 3 exons. Bases 1 to 732 code for a protein of 243 amino acids.
AUGGACCACCUAAAGAUCCACUACAACAGUUACUACCAACAUCACAAGCCCAUCCCCCGCCCAGGGAACAAACACUCCAUCCAACUCCCAACCACCGGACCCAGAACCAGCACCAUCAUUAUGUCCUCCCCCAACAACAGCAAUCGCUACGCCCAACCCCAAAGCAAUUACUACAGCCAGCAACCCAGCAUCUACGACCCGCCAAACCAGGCGGGAUAUCAUCCCCCUGGACAGAGUCAGCCUGACCAGCAGCCUCAGCCAGGAUACCCACAGCAGCAGGCCGCUUAUAACUACGCCCCACAAUCCAACCCCUCUCACCCCACCAACUCCCCAUACAUCCAUCGAGCAAAUAUCCCUCUCACAAUGACCGGAGGUCAAGUCACCGCAUACUCCGAGCCCGCUACACGGUACACAGAGUAUCGAGACAGCAGCACCAACAACGCACCGUAUACGUAUACCUAUCCCCCGCAACCCCAGAUGAUACAAGGCGAAAGCGCUUCGUAUUACGCUCCGCAGGGGGGUUCCCCGCCACCACCUUCACCUGCCCCUUCAAACCCCGCAGCUGCAGGCCCAGGUCCAGACCAAACAACCGAGAAAGGAAUAGCAAGUACCGUGACAGGCGCAGCAGCCGGUGGGAUCUUGGGCCGCAAGUUCGGAGGCGGGUUUCUCGGCACGGCGGGAGGGGCAUUGGCUGGGGCGGCGGGGAUGAAGUUCGCGAACGCAAGAGGAUGA